ACCGGAGCCCUUCCAUUUCCAUCCCGUAAACCCCGGACCGGUCUGACCCCCCUGAGGCCGGAAACACGCAGCUCGCCGCGGAUACACCGACUUCAGUCCCACCGCAAGAAUUUUUACCGACCAAUCAGAGGUCGCUUUGUCUGAGCGGAGAUGACGUAAGAGCGUUGUUGGCCAAGCACAGGCUGUCACAAGGAAAGCAGGCGGAAGUCCCGCCCCCUCCUCUGCACCUCCUGAACAGAAGCGCGCCGUGAGAAGAACCGAGCGAGCCGUCCCGGUCCGUGUCGUCCUGUUCACAGCUGCAGCAGCAACAUGGAUACAGAGUUGUUCAUGGAGUGUGAGGAGGAGGAGCUGGAGCCAUGGCAACAGGUGGACGACAGCGUGGAGGAGGACGAGAUGGAGUUCAUGGAGAGCUACUGCGAGCCAAUGGAAGACUCUCUCUCUCCACUGCCUGCCUCUGAGACUCCGCCCCCAAGCUCCCGUCCAUCCAGCACACCUGCUCCAACAGCUCGUUCUCCUCAGCUUGUCUCCGUGAUGCCUCCCCUUCCUCCCUCCUACAUCAACUCCUCUUCAUCUUCAGUGCCCCACCUCUCCUCCCCCUCCACACCUGUGUCUUCAGCCCCACCCCAGAUGGCUCAGGCCCCGCCCCUCAUCCUUACACAGACAGCAGGGGGGACGUUCCUCCUCCCAGCAGCCCCAGGGUCUGGCAACGCCACACCCUUCCUGUUCACCACACAGGGUUUCCCAGUGAUGAACCAUGGCACUCCUCUUCUGCUGAACCUGCAGCCGGGUCAGACGAUGCAGCCGCUCACGCUCAUCCAGUCCCCCUCAUUGGGUCAGUUGGUACGUCCCAGUGUGGGCCUGUCCCCAGGACAGACCAAAUCAGGCCCCGCCCCCUCCAGAGGUCCCACCCAGCCUGGCUCCCCCUUCACAGCCAUGCAGCUGCCCCCCACACUGACCAUCCACACCAGCACGCCAGGAUCCGUUAAGCUGAAGAUGGCCAACUCCCUGAAGCUGGCAGGAUCCCCCGCCCUUCCCUCUGGCUCGGCCAAUGGCGUCUCCAGAGUGAUGUCAUUAAGCAGAGCUCCUGGCUCCUCCCCCUCUGUGGUCACUACCUCCAGUGUAACCUCGGCGCCGACCUCCAGCCCCCCCAGGGUGGUAAUGAGUGUGGAGGAGUUUUAUUACGGGACUUAUGAAGGCGACCUGAGUCUGAGGAAGCCACACCCACUGGGGAUCAAAACGUCCACCUUCACCUGUCAGAUCUGUAAUCACCUGGCCCAGAACAACCUGAGGUUGAUGCAGCACAUGCUCCUGCACUCUGACCUCACAGGAGGAGGAGAUGCUGAUUCGAGGAGUUGCUGUAAGUUCUGUUACCGUCAGUUCUCGUCUCCGGCUCAGCUGAGGAGCCACCAGGACCAGGUGCACGGCCCCACCCUCUCCUCCUGUAUGUGUCGCAUUUGUGAGUGGGCGUUCGACAACGAGCCAGCCUUCCUAAACCACAUGAAGUCCAACCACAAACCAGGUGAGAUGCCCUACAUCUGCCAGGUGUGUUCGUAUCGCUCGUCCUUCUACUCAGACGUCGUGCAGCACUUCACCAGCUUCCACAGAGACUCUCGCUUCCUGCUGUGCGUGUUCUGUCUGAAGGUGACCAGAAACCCCACCAGCUACCAGCAACACCUGCUAAGACACCAGGUGAGCCAGGCCUUCCACUGUAACAGGUGUCGUCUGCAGUUCGUCUUCCUUAAAGAUAAGAUGCAGCACAAACUGGAAAACCAUCGCAGCUUCCGUCGACCAGCUCAGCUAGAAGGACUGCCGCCGGGGUCAAAGGUGACCAUCAGGACCUAUGGGAAGAUCAGGCCUAUGAUGACAUCAGCAGGUGUCAGGCAGCUACAGAGCCCCUCCCCCCUCAUCCAGCCAAUCAACAUCAAGACAGAGCAUCCAAAGUCUCUGAUCCAGAGGAGUCCCAUGUCCUCCAAAUGUCCUCGAUCACCAACCAAGAGGCCGAUCAGCCGACGAGUCCCCGUCCACAGGAGUUCUUUCUGUGAGGAGGAGCGCCUCCUGUGUUUGGAGUGUGGGACUGACGCCUCGGACUUCUCCGCCCAUUACCCGACACACGUCCGCUGCCUGCUGUGUCCGUACAGCAGCUGCUGCUCCAGAGCGUACGCCUCUCACAUGAUACAUCACCACGUGCCCAGAUCCAAAGACGGAGUUCUUCCUCUGCACAGACGACCUCCUCCAUGCGUGUUCAUGCUGCGCUGCUCGCACUGCGACUUCACGCCUCGCUCUGCUGAUCAGAUGGCGGAACACCUGCUGAGCAACCCAGAGCACUACAGCGCCACCUGCCGGACCCGCACCUUCGUUGAACCGGAUAUCCAGUUCUGUGAUGGUGACGAGCGGCGUCCUUCAGAGGAGAAGGAAUCAAUCAACAACAACAAGGAGUUACCUGACCCAUCGUGGAGGUCAGCAGAUAGUUGGGAACAUCCAACAGAAAGUUCAAAGUUCACCAUCCUGCCGUUCACACAGAGCAGUGGCCCUCGACAUCAGCUGUCAAAGAACAGCGACGCCAUCGACUUCUUCAGUCUGCUCUUCCCUGCCGCCAUGUUUGAUCUGAUAACCAAAGAGACCAAUGCUCAUGCUAAGACCUGCCGCUACCUGGGCUCCUGCUCACCUGACUGGGUUCCCAUCACCACACAUGAGGUCAAAGGUUUCAUCGGCCUGGCGAUCCUGAUGGGGAUCCAGAACCUCCCCGACCCUACACAGUACUGGUCCUGGAGUCACUUUGACAACAGCUACACUUUCUACCGCACCAUGAGCUUCAAACGCUUCAAAGGGAUCGCUAACAACAUCCGCAUGGGCAGCUUCACCACAGACGAGUAUCGAGGCACCAGCAGGCCCAGUGACCCUCUGCACAUCUUCAGACCCAUGCUGGAGAUCCUGGGUGAUGCCAUGUGGAACACCUACAGAGCCAACUGCUGCCUGACCAUCGACAGGGCUCUGCUGCCCAGCCUGGAGGAGGAGGAGGGCUGCAGUGCAAAGGGAACCCCAAAGACUCAGCCUCAGGUGUGGCUGCUCUGUGACUCAAAGUCUGGCUACUGCCACCGCUUCUUCAUCCAGGGUGGGGACAAGGGGGGCCAGGAGCCUGGUUUCACAGUGGUCCCUGAGCUAGUGAAGGGUUUGGAGGACAAUCACCACCAGAUCUACCUGGCUAACUCCCUCACUUCUGUCCCCUUAAUGCAAAAGCUUCUAGACCAGGGCAUCUACGCUUCAAGCUCUUUCCCCCCACCCAACCCCAUCCUGCCCAGAGAGCUGUGGGAGGAGGGUCAGCUGGAGAAACCUGGGGACUUCCUACAGAGACAGUUUGGUCCUUUACUGGCCACCCGCUGGAGAGACACCAAGGAGAUGGGCUGUUUGUCGACGAAUGCUGCUCCAGGUGAGGCAGACACCGUUUGGAGAAGAUCUCAGACCAAAGUCGGCGGUCUGGACCCGAUCGACCGGCCUAUGGCCUUCCGCCUCCUGCAGGAAAACAUGCGAGGGGUCGACAUCUGCAAGCAGCUGCUGGCCUGCAACCCGCUCGGAGGAAUCCCUCAGGACCGACACUGGCGCAGCCUCUUCUGGUUCCUGGUGAACAUGAGUGUGGUCAACGCGUUCAUUGUGCUGCGGGAGAGCCGUAAGGACAAUCCACCACCGUGGGUGCAGGACGGACUUUUCACUCAGGUCAACUUCCGCAAGCGUUUAGGCAACCAGCUCGCCAAAUGUGCUCAGAAAUACUUUGAGACCAUGGAGAUUGCCAGCUCCCGUGCCACGAGGUCAGAAGUGACAGUGGAGGCAGUCAAACAAAGACAUCGAAUGGCGAAGGUCAGCAGCAUCUCCAAACGAUGUCGGAACUGCAACCUGAAGAACAUCCGCCAUGAGAGCGUGUACGGCUGCAUCAUCUGCAAAGCCAACCUGUGCAGUCUGCCCAGCUGCUUCUGGGAGUUUCAUGGCAUGUCCCCAUUGAACAGAGGAUCGACAAAAGUUGGCUUUGUGAAGGACAGAAUGAGUGGAGCUGUCGUGGUGGAUGAGGUUAAGCACGGCGAGGACGAUGCGAUGGCCCCUGUGGAGGACUUUGACUUUUCUGACGAUGAGAGGCUGGAGGAUCUCGAUGACCUGGAUCAAGAAUGUGAAGAAAUGAAUGAAGACGUUGCCAAAGAAGAGAAACAUUUGACGUCUCCUGUGCCGUCAACAACCAACAGUCAAAUCCUACCGGCAGCCGUUUUGUCCACCCCUAAAGAGCGAGACGACUCCCUCACCGCCCGUCAACUGAGGAUUGUGUUAUCCGCUCUGUGUGACGGAGUCCGGCAAGCCUCCAGGGUCUUCACCACAGAGAUUCAGCUCAUUGGGUCCUGGCUGAAGGAGGCCAGAAAACGUUCGAGGCAAAAUGAACAGAAGCUUCAAACAGGCGGGGAGGACCGCAUGGUGGCCUGGGUGCUGUCCAUGCAUGAGCAGCAGCUUCCCAUUACUGAGAGCAACCUGUUCCACAAGGCGUCCACCCUGAAGAAGAAGGGUGCGUUCAGUGACUCUUUCCGUAUCUCCUAUGACUGGGCAGUCAGCUUCAUGGUGCGGCACCGACUCGGCAUUCAGACCAUCGGUAGGUCAGCCUCUCUGGCUCGCACCCUGCCUCUUUCUCUGGAGGCUAAGAUCAAGUUGUUCAGGGAUUUUACCAAGAAGGUGUUCCAGGUCCAAAAGCUCUCAGACAGGACUGUAGCUAUAAUGGAUGAACUCUCUCUCUUUGUGGAUCUGAGGUUAGUUCAGGACAAGUCUUGUCGCUCGGAUGCUGUGGAGCUCACUGGAACUCUCCCUCUGGUCACUGUGUACCUGACCGUGCUGGCCGAUGGCACCAUGUUGCCAUCCCUGGUGCUGGUAAACAGACAGCUAGCUGCCAGAGUCCUGCCAGAGUUCAUUCUUCUUGAGGCCAAGCCAGAAGGUCUGUCAGUAGAAGAUGCCUUGGAUCUGUGGACGAACAAGGUGUGGCUCCAGUACGUGUCUGGUCUCACUGAGCCCACUAAAUCCAUACUGGUGUUAGACCGACACAGGGAACACCUGGGAGAAACAUUCCUUACUGCCAUUAGUGGAUCGGGGACCCUCCCUGCGGUGAUUCCUGGAGGCUGCUCCCUCCGUCUGCAGCCUCUUGAGGUCUGCAUGAAGCCCAUUCUGCAGCGAUUCCUUCUAUCACGUUGGGCAAAGUACAUAGCUGCUAACCCGAGAGAGCUGGAGGAAACGUCACCGAACCAACUCCAAGCAAACGUGGCCCAGAAGCUGGUGGACUGGUUAGUUGAAGGUAUAACACGCCUUCAUCAACUCCCACAGCUCUGGAAGAGGUCGUUCGACCUCACAGGCCUGCUGCCUGAGAGGAAAGAGCAGGAAGUGGAAGAUAAAGAGGAGAAUGAGACAAAGAGUAAGAAACCAGAGGACAUCCAGUCAGAGCUCCUGAUGACCCUGACAGAGACUCUGCUGGGAACUGAAGCUUUGGAGGCAUAUUCUCCUGAGGUUCCUGAGCUGGAAGACACAGAGGAGGAGGAUCAAGAUCAUGGUGACAGGCAAGAGAAAUCACAGGAGAAACAGGAGGAUGUGGAGAAGGAGACAAAGAAGGACAAGGAGGAGUUAGGCCAAGAGACACAAGACAACAACAAAGAGAUGGAAGAGCAAACAAAGGAAGGACAGGAGGAGGGCCGGGGAAAGCCAGGAGCCGAGUCCAACAAAAAUAUAGAAGACAAAAAGGAGAUUAGAAAGCUAGAGGAAGACAGCAAGGACGAAGGGAAGGAGACAAAGCAGGCCAGGGAAGAAGGAGUGAAGAAGCUUGAGGAGGAUAGUGAGGAGGAAGGAAAGGAGAUAGAGGAGGACAGUAAGGAGAUUAGCAAGGAGAGACGAGAGACUAGGAUAGUGAUAGGAGAGGAGGUAGGAGAUGAAUGGAAGAUAAAGAGCAGGACCGAAGGCGUGGAGGCAGACAGCGAGGACAAUGACAGAAUAGACGAACGCUGAACGGACAAUGGUCACAUUUAGAAAUGUCCUGUAAAUACUGCACCGACACCCUGAGACGAGUCUGAGGGGACGUCUGGUGUAUCGCCAGAUAUCGGAAAGCACUUUGGGAAAGGACUGUUCCAUCCCAACCCAUCCAACCAGUUCGCCCAGAAACAAAUGAUGACAAUAUGGAGGAUUUGAAUCUGAUAUAAAGUAACCACAGCAGAAGCCUGUUUGGGGGGUUAAUCAUCCGUUACAGUUGCAGACCAUAUUGUCAUGUUGAAUCUGAAUCUGAAUAUGGGAGACAGUGGACUCAACAAGUGCUUCGAAACCUUGUCAAUUGUUUGUAUAGAAAAACUGAAGACUUAAGCUGUCUUGUUUCUGCAUUUUUUUUAAAAAGGGUGUGAUUCUUUCUUUCGUUAUCACAUGACCUUCAUUACCUUUAACUUUAGAAGAAGGGUUAGGGUUCUCUACCUUCAGACCGGCCAAUCAGCUUCAACGAACCUCCAUGGGAACAUGUUCUACAGGGUACCUGGGGAACGUCUUCUACAGGGCACCUGGGGAACGUUUUCUCCAGGGGUACCUGGGAACGUGUUCUACAGGGUACCUGGGGAACGUCUCCUACAGGGCACCUGGAGAACAUGUUCUACAGGGUACCUGGGGAACGUCUUCUACAGGGCACCUGGGGAACGUUUUCUCCAGGGUACCUGGGGAACGUCUCCUACAGGGUACCUGGGGAACGUCUCCUACAGGGUACCUGGGGAACGUCUCCUACAGGGUACCUGGGGAACAUGUUCUACAGGGUACCUGGGGAACGUCUCCUACAGGGUACCUGGGGAACGUCUCCUACAGGGUACCUGGGGAACGUCUUCUACAGGGUACCUGGAAACACUAAAGCUAAAAGCUCAAUAUUCGAGAACAAUGGGAACAUUCAGAGGAUACUCAAAGAAGAUGCUUCAGGGUUACUAAAAAUGAAAGGGAACCAAGAAGAAGAAAGCUAAAAUGCUUAAGGCUUACUUUGUACCAGAAGCUGAAGGGUACCUCAAAACAGUCUCUCAAUCAUACCCGGUAAUGGAAGCUAAUGUGUAUCUCAAUAAGAAAUGUAAAAUGAUUCAUUACAACAUAUAAACGGGAACCUUGAAAUGGGCUCUAUGAGUUAGCUUGACGCAGUUUCUACAGUGUAAAGUAAGCAAAAGGGUUCCCUGACAGCUGCUGAAGGGGGUGCUGAAACAGAUGCAGAUGCAGAUGCUAACCUGUGAUGCUAACAUGUCUGUAAGAGGUACCUUUAAACAGAGGGUCCUUUGAAGCAUUCACUGAAGGGUCCUGAGAAACAGAAACUCUUUGUUUUUGAGUUUACAGAUCACGCUGUGGCGCUCUAACGUCAGCUGUUUCCUGUUUAUAUGAUAGGAAAGAGUUCUGGAAGCUGAUUGGCUGGCCUUGAGUUAGGACGGUCAUGUGACCAGAGCCUAGACCUUUCAGAGGAUGAAACGCUAAUUGUUGGCUUCCUGUUUUUAUUUAGAUGUUAUCUGUCAGAUGAAUCCUGGCUUCUGAUUGGAAGUCUGCCUGAUGGCGUUUUCUUGGUGCUGAUGUAAAGAAAAAAAGAUGUUCAUCAUGAAAUAAUAAUAAUAAAUAUCUUACAUUUUGAA
Molecule: messenger RNA, 7640 nt
Organism: Labrus mixtus (cuckoo wrasse)
Lineage: Eukaryota; Metazoa; Chordata; Actinopteri; Labriformes; Labridae
Gene: pogzb
Product: pogo transposable element derived with ZNF domain b
Exons: 18
Coding region: 310-6015 (1901 amino acids)
Source: RefSeq, a predicted model, not a curated record